This is a messenger RNA of Selaginella moellendorffii, 1198 nucleotides long. RefSeq names its product bark storage protein A. The record is from RefSeq and is a predicted model, not a curated record. Bases 51 to 1139 code for a protein of 362 amino acids. Gene Ontology annotation, molecular function: catalytic activity. The transcript has 6 exons. Gene Ontology annotation, biological process: nucleoside metabolic process. Lineage: Eukaryota; Viridiplantae; Streptophyta; Lycopodiopsida; Selaginellales; Selaginellaceae.
CGCGGGUCCUCACACUCUCUCGCAAACGCAAAGCUCCGAUUAGGGGGGCCAUGGAGAAGGGGGGCCAUCAAUGGCGGCGCCUCCACCUGCUGCUCGCGCUCGCGGGUUGGGGAUGGGGAUGGACAGCGCAAGCAUUGCCGUCAAACAGGAGCGCGCUGCUCCUGGCCCAGCGGAUCAACGAACGCGAGGGCCCGUUUCUAGGUCUGGUUGUGCCCACGAGCUUCGAGAUGGAUGCCAUUCGCCAGCAAACCAUCUUCGCCCCGCACCCCUACAUUCCCUGGCUCGACCUCGCCGGGCGACGCUUCCACAUUGGAACAAUUCAAGGUCACAAAGUCGUUCUUGUGCAGUCUGCCUCGGCAAUGCUCAAUGCAGCGAUCACCACGCAGCAACUGCUCGACUUUUUCGAUAUCAACGGAGUGCUUCACUACGGCAUUGCUGGAAGCGCAAAUGAUUCCCUGACCAUCGGAGACAUAAGCAUUCCAAAAUACUGGGCUCACACAGCCUUGUGGAAUUGGGAGAAGUUUAGUAACGGAUCGGGUCACCUCUUGUCAUCAGGACCAAACGGAGAUUUCACGCAGGAUCUGGGACACCUCCACUUCAGCGACUUCGCGUACCCAAACAAUGGCCACAGCCAGAAUCUACUCACCAGCGUCUGGAGUCAACCCGAAGACGUCUUGAAAGUCAGCGGGACUCCCGAAGUGCGCAGCCGAGCGUUUUGGGUGAGAGUGGACAAGCGUUUCUACAAAGCCGCGAAAACUCUCGAGGGUAUGGAGCUCACGUCGUGCUUCAAUGCGACAACAUGCCUGAGCAUUAGACCCAAAGUCGUGGUGGGUCUCAGGGGAGCAAGCUCCAACAUCUUCGUCGACAACGCUGCGUAUCGCCAGUUCAUGUUCCAAACCUUUCGAGUCUCCUCGGUAGACAUGGAAUCUGCUGCUGUAGCUCUGGUUUGCUACUCCAACGAGGUGCCUUUCAUCGUCAUAAGGUCCAUAUCGGAUUCAGCCGGGAACGCGGAAGGAGCAAACGAGGUGUCGGCGUUCAAGAACCUCGCGUCGCUCAACGCUGUCAAGGUCCUCACGCAGUUCCUCAAGGCCCUGCCCAAGCAAGAUUCGCCCCACGACCAGGGAAUGAUUCUCAUGUAGAAAAGAUGCUCUAGGUACUUGGAAUUUUAAAGACGUUGUCAACGGUCACUUUCCCUGCC